Molecule: messenger RNA, 5523 nt
Organism: Lemur catta (Ring-tailed lemur)
Lineage: Eukaryota; Metazoa; Chordata; Mammalia; Primates; Lemuridae
Gene: IFFO2
Product: intermediate filament family orphan 2
Exons: 9
Coding region: 1-1551 (516 amino acids)
Source: RefSeq, a predicted model, not a curated record
AUGGUGAACUCGCUGCUGUUCGGGGAGAUGGCCUUGGCCUUCGGCUGCCCGCCGGGCGGCGGCGGGGGCUGCCCCGGCGGAGGCGGUGGCGGCGGCGGGGCCGGGCCGGGUCCGUCGCCGGUGACGGCGGCGCUGCGGGACGACCUGGGCUCCAACAUCCACCUCCUGAAGGGGCUCAACGUGCGCUUCCGCUGCUUCCUGGCCAAGGUGCACGAGCUGGAGCGGCGCAACCGGCUGCUGGAGAAGCAGCUGGAGCAGCAGCAGAGCGAGCGCGAGCGGCGGCUGCGCUACAAGACCUUCUCCCGCGAGCAGGCCGUGCAGACCGGGCCUGAGCUUCUGCGGCCGCCCGCGCCCGGCACCGGGCACUGCAGCGGCGGCGGCGCGGCGGCCGGCGUGAACGCCAACGCCGUGGCCCUGGGCGGCCUGCCCCCCGGCGGCGGCCCGCACCUGCAGCACUACGGCCGCCUGCCCGGGACCAUCUGGAGCUACACGCAGGUGCGGCGCACCGGCGGCGGCGGCGUGGAGACCGUGCAGGGCCCCGGCGUGUCGUGGGUGCACCCCGACGGCGUGGGCGUUCAGAUCGACACCAUCACGCCCGAGAUCCGCGCGCUCUACAACGUGCUGGCCAAGGUGAAGCGCGAGCGCGACGAGUACAAGCGGAGAUGGGAGGAGGAGCUCGCCAAGCGCAUGAACCUUCAGACCAUGGUGGAAACGCUGCAAGAGGCGGCGCAGGAGGCUGACGCCAUCCAGGAGGAAAUGAACGAGAAGAUCGAGCGGCUUAAGGCCGAGCUGGUGGUGUUUAAGGGGCUCAUGAGUGACCCCAUGACAGACCUGGACACAAAGAUCCAAGAAAAGGCCAUGAAGGUGGACAUGGACAUCUGCCGCCGAAUCGAUAUCACAGCCAAGCUGUGCGAUGUCGCACAGCAGCGGAACUCGGAAGACGUGUCCAAGAUCUUCCAGGUGGUCCCCAAAAAGAAAGAGCGCAAGGUGGCUUCAGAUGAUGACAUCUCCGAGCAGGACGGAGAGGUGAACCGGUUCUCGGAUGACGAGGUUGGCUCCAUGAACAUCACGGACGAGAUGAAACGCAUGUUCAACCAGCUGCGGGAGACCUUUGACUUUGACGACGACUGUGACAGCCUGACGUGGGAAGAGAAUGAGGACACACUGCUGCUCUGGGAGGAUUUCACCAACUGCAACCCAACCAUCGACCUGCAGGGCGAGCAAGAGGAAAACUUGGGCAACUUGAUCCAUGAGACCGAAUCCUUCUUCAAGACGAGAGACAAGGAGUACCAGGAAACGAUAGGUCAGAUCGAGCUGGAGCUGGCCACAGCCAAGAGCGACAUGAACCGACACCUGCACGAGUACAUGGAGAUGUGCAGCAUGAAGCGCGGCCUGGACGUGCAGAUGGAGACCUGCCGCCGGCUCAUCAAAGGCUCCGCAGACAGGAACUCACCGUCCCCCAGCUCCGUGGCCAGCAGCGACUCAGGAAGCACAGACGAGAUCCAGGACGAGUUCGAGCGGGAGGCAGACGUGGAGCCCAUGGUCAGCUGAUGACCGAGGCCCCGCGCCUGGUGGUCUUGGUGGUGGGGCCCCUGCCCCUCUCCCCACGGGCCAGGAAGGCUCCUCGGAGCGGGGCUCAAGUCCUCCCCACACAGACUUCCCACGCCCUCCCUUCUCUGGAGGCCCCGAGGGACCGCUGCUUCCUUCCUCCCUUCCACCCCCACCACCGACUGACCGUCUCCAUCCACCCACCCACCCAAGGAAUGGUGCUGUCAAUUUCUAUUGUUCUCCACAUCACAAAUGCAGACUUCUGUCCGGACGAUGCAGUGUUAACGGUGCCUUCUCCCUUAAGCUGAGCCACUUUGAGCUCCAAAGAAUUAUUCCUAGCAGGUGUUUUUAUACAAAACUCUUAAGGUGAGGGCCGGGGCCAGGCGAGGUGUAAUGCGAUUUUCUACCCUCCCACCUGCUCCUCUGAUUGGCGGAGAGCUGUGCCCUCCCUUCCUCCAUCGGCCGACCUGUGACCUUCAGCUCGGGGUGGUCACCUCCCCCUGGGAAGGGGCUGUUUGCCUCUGUGACCUUUCCAGGCCUGGGUGGGGGUGUCCCAGAUUUUCUCAGUCUCUGAAAGAGAGAAGGGUGGAAGGAAGGGGGGGAGGACAAAUUUUUAUUUUCUUUUUGGAUCGAGUGGCAACAUGGGGGAGAAGGCACUGUGAGGGGCAAGGUGGAGCCUCACUGUGUUUUAACUACUAUGCAAAAAACAAAACAAAAAAAAAAGCAGCUUGCCUUAUACUAUUGUGGAAGGCGGGCCCUCCCCAGGCUCCUGGCUUCCCCCCAGGGCUGGGAGGGGGCCCAGGUUAGGGUGGUCUCUCUCGCAGCUCCGAGGGUGGGCACUGACCGGCAGCCUGACUGCUUGUUCUCCUUGGGGUCUCUGUGGGUUUGGGGUGGGCGUGGGGGUCUUUUGUUGCUCUGAUGACUCAAUGUUCUUCCCUCCAGCCAGCAGUACGGGGGUUCUAGAUCUGUAAUUUCUCUGUGAGAAAGUCUGAAGGGGCCAGGCCUGGUCUUUGCUCCCUUCCCCUGGCCUUGGGCCGGGGCCGGCCGGGUUCUCCACUGCCCCACUGUCCGGCCCCUGGCGGGAGUGAGGCAUCGGCAAGGGGAGGGGACAGUCACAAGCCUCUCUGCAUAACCCACUCGACUGACCAGUUGGGGAGUUAAUCUGAGCCAGUAUCUCCCCAGGGCUUGAGUGGGCCCGAGUUGCAGGGCGCUGUGUGGAGACCACCCACCAAAUCUCAGCUUGGAGCCAGCUGAGCAGGCUUUGCUUUCUUAUUAUUUUUUAGAUGUUUUGUGCCCACUGCAGUGGGGCUGAUGGCUGAGUAUCGUUUUUUUGUUGUUGCUGUUGGCCCAGGAGCUCCCUCUGGUGGUCACAGGAGCAAAAUGUGCCCAAGGACCAGAACUCGCUACCCACUGCCUCUUCCCCAGGCAGAGGAAGGGGCCCUGGGUUUGGGUGGGGUCGUGGUCUCCCCAGGGUACCACGGACCUUUAAGGGCCUUCUCUCUCUUCCGUUCCGCCCCCCUGUUUUACGGUCUUAAAAAUACUGUACAUAGUACUCAUAUAUAUGUAUAGUGAGAGAAAGUGAGAAUGUGUUAGUGACUGUGCGUGAUGUAAUUUAUCAGAAUUUGGUGGCCUUCAUCAUGAGUUUUUUCCUUUGUUUUGUUUUGUUGGGGGAACAUCCCAGUUGGUCCCCUGUGGCAGCCUGGCUGCGGAGGCUUCCAUGGUCAGCGUCCCUUGUUAGCCAAACAGUCCCUUUUGGCAGAGGCACUCGGAGGGACAAUGGUUUUGGAAGAGAGACAGCUCCUUUUUCUCCUCCUCACUGACCCUUGUUCUAAAGGUUACAGGGUUCAAACGUACCUGAUUUUUAUUGUUAUUGUUGUUUUAUUAUUUUUAUUUGAACCAAAGGUUAACAGAGCCAGCUGGGCUUGGACCUCAGCUGCUGAAAAGGUUUUCCGUUUCCACGAGGGCAGGAGAGUGUCCGCCCCGUGGGUCCCUCCGUCCAGGGCGGGGGGAGGCAAGGAACUGUGUGUGGCUGGGGAGGUGGGCGGGUGGAGAGGAAGCGGCCCUGGGCCGUUCCUCAGGGUGGCGGGAGGGUGACAGACGUAUCUUUGGAGUUAAGACAGUGAGGUGGCAGUGCUAAGAGUCUGAGGGUAACUAAGGUUACCAUGGUGAUUGGUGUCUCGUGGUAUUAUUUUUGUUUCCCCCCUGUAUACAUAGGUCAUUUGUCUUUGGGGAUGAGGGUGCUCUGAAUUUGCCCAGGGAGUCUGAAAGCAGCAGGAGCCAGAGAGACACUGGCCUGAGAGUGCUGGCUUUCAGUGUCUGCCCUCCCCUUGGGAGCAAGGACUUGGGGCAGGUGGCUGGGGCAGGAGAGCACGGGUGUGACCGGCCUGUCCCCCUGGGCUGGUUCCUGGGUCUGGCCUGGCUGCCCGUUUCCCCACCAUGUGCUUUUUCCAGUUAGUUGCCAGUGGGCCCUGCUUGUCCCUUUGCCACGAGCCCACAGCUUGCCAAGAAAGACUCCAACGCUUGCUGGGGUAGCACCGGGCCUAGCUGGGACGAAUUGGUCCGUCCUUUGUAAAGCUGUAAAUACUUGAUUUUGAUUUUCUAUGUCUAAGCCCAGUGUCAUAUUGACAUUGGUAUUUUAGAAUUGUUCUCAGAUGGGCUCUCCUGUGCUGUCCUCUCUCACUCUCCUGCUUUUGGGGGUUUUAUACAGAGGAUUGGGGAGGGGCAGGGAGAGCAGCGUCCUUUUGGCUCCCUGGUUCGUUGUGAAAUUCACACAUACACUCACUCCUCUGGGACUCUGAACAGGGAAAAAUACUAUUGGCAAGCAAACAUAUCUGGUUUUCCUGUGGCAAUGUGUCUUGAGGUCCCUGAAGCACCAGACAUGGGCUUAGCUCAGUGGUAGAGCUCAGGUGACCUAGGGAGACUCAAACCACCCUGGCUUGGGAUGGGAGGAGAGGGGCAGGGUCGGGGAUAAUAUAAGGUGUAACUUAAGCUAAAUAUAAUCUAUUUAUAAAGCAAGAGACUCUCAUCUAUUUUUAUGAAAGGCAAGGUUUUUUAAAUCUAGGGUAGGCAGUUGUGGGAGCCCAGCAUUUUCCCGUGGACAAGAUAGGGUGCAUGUUGCCGCAGGACUGAAUCUAAUCGGUACCCUUCCCCCGGCUUGUCUUCCGUCCUCACUUCUGGUCAUCCACACCCGGGAGCAGCUUCGGCAGAGCACAGGUCCCACUUCACCCCACUUCCCUCUCCCCUGAUGCCUCAGCUCCUUGGAAGUCUUGGAGGGGCACUUGUGGGGGCCAGUGGGCUGUGGGGAAUUCAGAAUUGAGGUGGCCGUGGGGAGGGAACGGGGGCAUUAGGCAGGGACAAGCUCUGCUGCAGAGGAUGGGCUCUGAUUUGUCACUCUAACUUUGGUCUGCCAAGAUCCAUUUCCAACUCGGCUGUGCUGGGAGAGGGUUGAUAGGCAGCAGAGCGUGGGUGGCAGUGGGGCUGUCGGGUCCUCCCCCUGAGACACCGGACUCUCACUCUAGAGGGAUACUCUGCUAGAGUGGGGAGUCUGGAGGUGGCCGGGCGGGUGCAUGUAAAGCCAGAUUCAACCUGGAAGAGAAUCCCCCACGAGUGGAGGAUUCCCGGGCCCAGCGUGGGCUGCGUGUUAGUCUUGGGCAAAUCCCUCACCACGCCCCUCCCUCCCAAGCCCUCAAAGAAAUGAGGCAAAGCCCUCCUCCUCACAAGACCCCUCUGUGGACAUUUUAGCAUCUACCUGAUUUUUAGCCCCAUCCAGGGAGACUUUAUAUCCCAUGGUUCCAUCCCACCCUACUGUUGCCGUUUGUCUGCCAGCUGGGUCUAGCAUCACCGGGAAGCGGGGUUUAUACUCACUGAGACUACUGAUCCUACCGGAAACCAACCUGUUUACUGUACUGUUGUAAAUAUCAUGCCCUUUAUAUCCUGUAUAUUGGCUUCUUUUAAAUAAAGUGAAAUGUCUUAGAA